AUGGAUAUUUAUUGCUUUUCAUAUGUUCUACUGCUACUUGCAUCAGUUCAUGUGUACUCUUUGGACGCAAUUCAGCGAUGUGAAAUUAUUACUAUACCGCUUUGUAAAGGUAUAGGCUAUAACAUGACGAGGUAUCCUAACAGCUAUGGACACGAAAAGCAAGAGGAAGCUGGACUAGAAGUUCACCAGUUUUAUCCACUUGUUGAAGUUGGCUGUUACAAACAUCUUAAAUUUUUCCUUUGUGCAAUGUAUACUCCAAUAUGCCAAGAUAAUUACGAAAAAAUGGUGAUGCCUUGCAUGGAAGUUUGCCUGGAAGCCAAGAAACGUUGUAGUCCAUUAAUGCAACAAUAUGGCUUUAAAUGGCCAAAUACCCUUAGUUGCGACCAGUUGCCAAGGAUGAGUGAGCAGCAAACUUCGGGAAAUAUCUGCGCGGCCCCUCCAGAUACGCCUCACCCGAAUCUUUUUGAACCCACUAAUGUAAGCAAAUUCUAA
Thelazia callipaeda (thelaziosis nematode) is the source of this 492-nucleotide messenger RNA. The record is from the annotation of a GenBank genome assembly. Lineage: Eukaryota; Metazoa; Nematoda; Chromadorea; Rhabditida; Thelaziidae.